Messenger RNA from Chiloscyllium plagiosum (whitespotted bambooshark), 11792 nucleotides. It is a transcript of the gene kif1b, whose product is annotated as kinesin family member 1B. Gene Ontology annotation, biological process: microtubule-based movement. Gene Ontology annotation, molecular function: microtubule binding; microtubule motor activity; ATP binding. The record is from RefSeq and is a predicted model, not a curated record. Lineage: Eukaryota; Metazoa; Chordata; Chondrichthyes; Orectolobiformes; Hemiscylliidae.
UGGUGAUGUAAUGCUGUGUGUGUGGGGUUGGUGUUGGCACUUUGCUCCUCCUGCGGGGUAGUUGCUGCUGCUGCUGUUUUUUUAAGAAAGAGGGGGGAAAGGUCGAAAGGGGCAAAGCUUCAGGACUUUUUGAUGGUUGUCUUUAUUUGCGAAGGGCGGAAUUUGCUGCAGUAGCCAGGGCUCCUGAGACGCAGUGUAUCCUCGGGGAUGAAGUCGAUACAAAGUAGCGGCGGGCGCGGCUGGCGCUGGCUAUGAGUUGGGAGAGAUUGGUUACAAUUGUAUCCCCGCGCAGGCAGCGGUAACAUUGUAUCCAGGCGCCCACUAGCUCGCACUCUCUGUCCCUCCCGCAUCUCAGCCGUCUGCACUCCAACCGACUGUCCGCCCUGCCGCCUGCUUCCUCAGCAGGGGACUAUUUGCUGUAAAGUGAGAGAGCAACACAAGGAGCAAGAUGUCUGGAGCAUCUGUCAAAGUCGCUGUGCGGGUUAGACCCUUCAACUCCAGAGAGAGUGGCAAGGAUUCUAAAUGCAUCAUUCAGAUGCAGGGCAGCUCCACCAGUAUUAUCAACCCGAAGAAUCCAAAGGAAUCACCAAAGACCUUCAGCUUUGAUUACUCCUACUGGUCACAUACCUCGGCUGAAGAUCCAGCCUUUGCUUCUCAGCAUCAAGUCUACAAUGACAUUGGUAAAGAAAUGCUGCAGCAUUCAUUUGAGGGUUACAAUGUAUGCAUUUUCGCAUACGGUCAAACUGGGGCAGGGAAGUCCUACACCAUGAUGGGAAAGCAAGAUAAAGACCAUCAAGGGAUAAUCCCACAGCUUUGUGAAGAGCUCUUUGAGAAGAUAAAUGACAACAGUAAUUCUGAUGUGUCAUAUUCUGUGGAGGUCAGUUACAUGGAAAUUUAUUGUGAAAGGGUUCGAGAUCUGCUAAAUCCCAAGACCAAAGGAAAUCUACGUGUCAGAGAGCACCCACUGCUGGGACCCUACGUAGAAGAUCUUUCCAAACUGGCUGUAACAUCUUAUACAGACAUUGCAGAUCUCAUGGAUGCAGGGAACAAAGCCAGAACUGUGGCAGCUACUAAUAUGAAUGAGACCAGCAGCAGAUCUCAUGCUGUUUUCACCAUAGUUUUUACCCAGAAGAAACAUGAUGCAGAAACAGAUCUUUGCACAGAGAAGGUGAGCAAAAUCAGCCUAGUCGAUCUAGCUGGUAGUGAACGGGCUGACUCUACUGGGGCUAAAGGAACAAGAUUAAAGGAAGGAGCAAAUAUCAACAAAUCACUUACAACAUUAGGAAAAGUUAUCUCUGCCCUUGCAGAAGUGGACAAUGCUCCCAGUAAGAGCAAGAAGAAAAAGAAGUCUGACUUCAUUCCCUACAGAGACUCUGUAUUGACCUGGCUUUUGAGGGAGAAUCUCGGUGGAAACUCACGUACUGCAAUGGUUGCUGCUCUUAGUCCAGCUGACAUAAACUAUGAUGAAACUCUCAGCACUUUAAGGUAUGCAGAUCGUGCAAAGCAGAUUAAGUGCAAUGCAGUGAUUAAUGAAGAUCCAAAUGCAAAACUUAUCCGAGAACUGAAGGACGAAGUCACAAGAUUGAAGGACUUGCUGUGUUCUCAGGGUCUGGGAGAUAUCUUAGACAUUGAACCAAUGACUGAUGAUUACUCUGGAAGUGGAAUCAAAUACUUGAAAGAGAUACAGAACAGUAAACAUAAGUACAAACUAGCUUCAGGAAAUCAAAGGCCUGGCCAUUUCUCCACAGCACCAGUGGGUACACUGACAGCUUCCCCUUCCUCAUCUUCGCUGAACAGCCAGCCAGGUAUUCAGUCAGUGACCAGCCUACAGGAGAGAAUAAUGUCAACUCCGGGUGGUGAAGAGGCCAUUGAACGCUUAAAGGAAUCAGAAAAGAUCAUCGCUGAGCUGAAUGAGACCUGGGAGGAGAAGCUGAGGAAAACUGAAGCAAUUCGAAUGGAGAGGGAGGCCCUCUUGGCUGAAAUGGGAGUUGCUAUACGAGAGGAUGGAGGCACUUUGGGAGUAUUUUCCCCGAAAAAGAUUAAUGACCGGUCAUCAUCUGACUUGUUUGAAUCAGAUGAAAUGUUUACUCCUGAAAAGGAUUUGAUUCCAAGGCCAUGUGACCUUUUUGCUGACUCGUAUGGUGUAUUCUCUCCAAAGAAGACACCACAUCUUGUGAACCUCAAUGAGGAUCCUCUCAUGUCAGAGUGUCUUCUUUACUACAUCAAAGAUGGCAUCACCAGGGUUGGCCAGGCAGAUGCCCAGAGACGUCAAGAUAUUGUUCUCAGCGGUGCCCAUAUUAGAGAAGAGCACUGUAGUUUCAGGAGUGACAAGAAUCCAAAUGGAGAAGUUAUUGUUACUCUGGUGCCCUGUGAAGGAUCUGAAACUUACGUGAAUGGCAAACGAGUUGCCAAUCCAGUGAAACUGCGUUCAGGGAAUCGUAUUAUUAUGGGCAAGAAUCACGUCUUCCGAUUCAAUCAUCCUGAACAGGCACGUGCUGAACGAGAGAAGACCCCAUCUGCUGAGACGCCAGUUGAACCUGUUGAUUGGGCGUUUGCUCAACGAGAACUUCUGGAAAAGCAGGGGAUAGAUAUGAAACAAGAAAUGGAGAAAAGACUACAAGAAAUGGAGAUUUUGUAUAAGAAAGAGAAGGAAGAGGCUGACCUACUUCUGGAGCAACAGCGCUUGGACUAUGAAAGUAAGCUCGAAGCUUUACAGAAACAAGUGGAAACCCGUUCACUCGCUGCAGAAACAACCGAGGAAGAGGAGGAGGAGGAGGAGGAGGAGGAAGUGUCCUGGACCCAACGUGAUUAUGAGCUGGCAGAGUGGGCAUUCAGGAAAUGGAAGUAUCACCAGUUUACAUCUUUGCGUGACCUACUCUGGGGGAAUGCUGUCUAUCUAAAGGAGGCUAAUGCUAUUAGUGUUGAGUUGAAGAAAAAGGUGCAAUUCCAGUUUGUGUUGCUCACAAACACGCUAUACUCCCCUCUUCCGCCUGAAUUACUCCCUGCUGAGGCCGAAUCGGAUCGUGAAGUUCAACAAUUCCCAAGAACUGUUGUUGCAGUGGAGGUACAAGAUCUGAAGAAUGGUGCAACACAUUAUUGGUCCUUGGAAAAACUCAAGCAGAGAUUGGAGCUAAUGCGUGAAAUGUAUGAUCGUGCUGGAGAGAUGGCCUCUGCCACACAAGAUGACAGUGAGUCCAUCAUGACAGGCAGUGACCCGUUUUACGACCGCUUCCAUUGGUUUAAACUCGUGGGAAGUUCCCCAAUCUUCCACGGCUGUGUGAACGAGCACAUUGCCGAUCGCACACCCUCGCCCACCUUCUCCACAGCCGAUUCUGACAUCACUGAGCUUGCUGACGAGCAGCACGAUGAAAUUGAGGACCUGGAUGACGAGGCCUUUGUGGAUGAUACUAGCUCAGACCUCGGCAAUGAAGAGGGAUCAGACAUCUUCGGAGAUGGACAGGAUCCAUUUUAUGACCGGUCCCCCUGGUUCAUUUUAGUGGGAAGGGCAUUUGUAUACCUCAGCAAUUUGCUGUAUCCAGUGCCCCUCGUUCACAGAAUUGCUAUUGUCAGUGAGAAGGGGGAGGUCCGAGGCUUCCUCAGAGUGGGCGUACAGUCCAUCACAGCUGAUGAGGAGGCACCAGACUAUGGAUCUGGUGUACGCCAGUCUGGUACUGCUAAAAUUUCAUUCGAUGAUGAGAACUACAGAGAGAGUGAUGUAUCUUCUAUUGUAAUGUCACGUUCUGGGCUCUCAUUGGAGGAGCUUAGGAUUGUUGAAGGGCAGGGUCAGAGCACAGAGGUCAUCACCCCAUUGGAAGAGAUGAACAGAAUCAAUGAGCUGGAUUUUAAAUCGAACACUGAGUUGGACCCCAAACUGUCCCUGGGGGAGAUGCCUGACAGCAUUGGCGAACACCUGAAAGUUGGCAGUGUUUUCACUUUCCGAGUGACAGUACUACAGGCCAGUGGGAUCCCACCAGAAUAUGCUGAUAUAUUCUGUCAGUUCAACUUCCUGCACCGUCACGAUGAAGCUUUCUCGACUGAACCCCUGAAGAACAGUGGCCGGGGAACACCACUUGGUUUUUACCAUGUGCAGAAUGUUGCUGUCGAAGUAACUGAAUCAUUUGUAGAAUACAUCAAAACAAAGCCAAUUGUAUUUGAGGUAUUUGGGCACUACCAACAGCACCCUUAUUAUUAUCAAGGACAAGAUUUCAAGAGCCCACCACAACCAGUUCGCAAAUAUUUCCCUCCUCCAAUGCCUCUUUCAAAGCCAGGCCAUGAGCGAAAGAUUGAGUUGAUUAGAUAUCUGAUGUCUGGCUAUGUAAAUGUACAGUUGCUUGAUGCUCUGUCUGAGAAUGCCAACACGUUAGUCUCAUCCACUGCCGGCUCAUUCAUCAACAGUGCUGAUCAGCUGCCAGAAUUUCUCUUAAAUCCUCUUCCCAUAUGUCACGUUCUGAAAGUUCCGAAGCAUCAUGUUCCAGCCACGAAGGUGAAUGCCAUGAGCAAACCUACCCUGGGGCAAUGUGUCAGCAAGUAUGAUUUGCUUGUCUGGUUUGAGAUCAGUGAACUGGAACCAACAGGAGAGUAUAUUCCAGCAGUUGUGGACCAUAGUGGAGGCCUACCAUGUCAGGGCACCUACCUGCUUCAUCAGGGAAUUCAGCGCAGGAUUACAGUAACAAUUGUGCAUGAAAAGGGCAGUGAACUUCAUUGGAAGGAUGUUCGAGAGUUGGUUGUUGGUCGCAUCAGGAAUAAGCCCGAGGUGGAUGAAACUGUCGUAGAUGCUGUUUUGUCUUUGAAUAUUAUUUCUGCAAAGCAUAUCAAAUCUUCACAUGAGGCCCAUAGGCUGUUUCUUGAUUUGGAUUUACCUAGGAGUUUUUAUCGGUUUGAGGCUGUUUGGGAUAGCUCUCUGCACAACUCCCUGCUCCUAAACCGUGUGACGCCGUAUGGUGAAAGAAUCUACAUGACCCUUUCUGCCUAUCUGGAGCUUGACCAUUGUAUCCAACCUGCAGUCAUCACCAAGGAUAUCUGUAUGAUCUUCUACUCCCGGGAUGCCAAGAUCUCACCUCCACGGUCACUGCGUAAUUUGUUUGGAAGUGGCUAUGCAAAGACACCCGACUGUAACCGAGUGAGUGGAGUGUAUGAGCUCAGUUUGUGCAAAAUGGCUGACACAGGGAGCCCUGGAAUGCAAAGAAGGAGGAGAAAGAUUUUGGACACUUCUGUUGCCUACGUACGAGGGGAAGAGAAUCUAGCAGGUUGGAGACCCCGUGGGGACAGCCUCAUCCUCGAACACCAGUGGGAACUGGAAAAACUGGAUCUCUUGCUUGAGGUUGAGCGGACGCGCCAUCUCCUGCUGCUGCGUGAGAAACUGGGCGAGACGACUUCUAAGUCUCUCUGCGAUUCCAUCUCGCCGAGUAUGAGUAGUGGUACGCUCAGCACCUCCACCAGCAUUUCCUCACAGAUAUCGACCACCACAUUUGAGAGCGCUGUCACGCCCAGCGAGAGCAGUGGGUACGACUCUGCUGACAUCCAGAGCCUUGUCGAUCGAGAGAAGGAGCUGGCAACCAAGUGCUUGCGACUUCUAAUGCAUACCUUUAAUAAAGAAUUCAAUCAAGUCUGCAGCAGCAUCAGUGACAGCAAGCUUUCAGAUGUAAACUCUCCGAUUGGCCGCGAUGCUUCUGUAUCCAGUUUCAGCAGCACCACGCUCACUCCUUCCUCCACCUGUCCAUCGCUCGCAGACUCCCGGUGUAACUCCGUUGAUCAGAAGACUCCAGAGGCCAACUCGAGAUCUUCUAGUCCGUGUGUGGAAUUUGACGGCUUCUCCAUGGUUUCUCGAGUCGAAACGUCAUACCUUGCCAGAGCGGGGAAGAAUGAAUUUCUGAACCUGCUUCCUGACAUUGAGGAGAUCAGGACUGGUCCCGUGGUGUCGAAGAAAGGAUAUCUGCAUUUCAUGGAACCACAGUCUAAUUCUUGGGUGAAGCAUUACGUUGCUAUCCGUCGUCCAUAUGUGUUUAUCUACAAUAGUGAUAAGGACCCUGUGGAAAGAGGCAUUCUUAAUUUGUCUACAGCGCAGGUGGAGUACAGUGAGGAUCAACAGGCUAUGUUAAAGACAUCGAACACGUUUGCAGUGUGCACAAAACAUCGCGGAAUACUUCUGCAAGCAAGCAACGACAAAGAUAUGUACGACUGGUUGUAUGCUUUCAAUCCACUGUUAGCUGGUUCAAUCAGGUCAAAACUCGCUAGGAGACGUUCAGGGCAACAAAUGAUGUAAAAGAAAAAUCCUUUCUCCAAAGGCAAGAAAUGAAGUAACAAUUCUGACUUGCCUUUCAAACGUAGAAGAAUUGUUCUUAACCUUUUGUGAUUCUUGACGGUUUCUCAUGUACACGUGGCUUAACACUCUAUCUAAGCACCUUUUUUUUUCUAGUUAACAAAAUAUCGCUUUUUCUUUACAUCCAUUCCAAAUCUCGUAGUAGCAUGUUGUAAAAUAGUUGAGUGUGUGCAUGAUUCUCAACACGUUCCAUUUCUGCUUUCUUCUUGUGUCUGUAGGAUGUCCUUGUCUGUGUUUCCUGUCAAACUGUAGCCUUUAAUUUGCAAACCAUGGGGUAAUUGCAACUGGCCCUUGGCGUAUGUAGCUGUAAGAUAAAGUGGAAAAUAGCAGUUUUGGCUCUUCCUCUGAUAGGCAGUAGCCUAAAUACCUUCAGGAAUACGGUGUUCUGGAAUAUUACGUGUGGUGAUCUCCAGCAUUCUAGAACAUCACAGCUGCCAGGUCGUUUUAGAUGGGACGUUUUUGAUGAUUGCAUCAGUUGCGAAAUUUCCUGGAUUGUUAACUGUGGAUUGGUGACACUAGGGUGAAGCCCACUCUGAGGAAGUGCAGUCCUACUACUUAGUAGGAAAACUAGCCAAUCUUGAAAGCUAGCCCGCUCAGUUUGGUGAAGUAAUGAGUAGCAGGAAGACCACAGUCUGGCUUUGCUGCUGCUGUAAGCACACACUGCAAUGGUUGGCCUGUCUCCUUUCCUAUCUAUCUAUUUUCUGCAUGCAUGCGUAUCCAGGGGGGUACAUUUGCCCGAGGUUGCUCCUCCUUACCUUGGUGCAAAGCAGAUAACAGCAGACUUUCGCAAAUUGCUUUCUGGACUUCCAACAAUGCACAUGUUCCUCACUUCCAAGUGAUAGAACGAGAUGCCUAAAUAGUUCCUUACAGUAUAAUCAUCAUUAAUCAGCAGCAGUAUCCCAGAAUAACUGACCCAAGGUCAAGUAAUUCCACAUCACUGCUGUGCCAGAUGGAGAGUUGAAAGUACUCUACAAAUCCUGCGCCAUGCUGUAUUCUUGCAUAUGACCACUUGCAUUACAAAUAAAUUUGCAGACUUAUCCUUAAAGUCACAAUCAGGCACUUGCUGACCCUUUUAAUUGCUGGCCUCUAACCACCAGAUACUCUGCAGCUAAAGUUGCUAUUUCAAAACAAGGUGCAUUUUAGAAAGUAGCAAAUGAUAAAUAGGACUCUGUUAAAGUUGUGGACCAGUAUUCACACCUGUCUGUACCAGUGAACUAAAUGCAGCAUUUAAGGUACAGAUGUUGAGGCAGUCCUCUCAACGUCUCAUCACGAGAUCAUCUCUAAUGUAUUUCAGUCUCUACGAUUAACCAAGAAUAAAUUUGGUCGAAGGGACUAGGAUUUCAUUCCUCAUUAUUCCUCUGAAGUUGUACAUUUUUAGAAUGAUUUUCAGUUUUUGCAAACCAUUUUGUAUCUUGACUGUCACCGAUGCAUCCCUAAGAGGUGUCUGCUAAAACAUCCUUUGCCAAAUGCAUUAUCCUUUCCACCAAACAAGGUAUAUAAUACACAAGUUGAGCGCAACCACGUUUACAGACAAUUGCAUGUCAGUAUUUCUCAUUAAUUUUGAGUUAAAGAUGUCAACCGAUAGCCAAAAUAAAUUGCACAAAUUUGUAUAACUGUAGGUUGAUUAGAUUCUGUGGAGGGAAAACACAAUGGAAUGUGAUGACAUGCAAACUAUUUAUUAGAAAAAGUUGAAAGCAUUUAGGAUAUGAUUGGCAAUCAUUUGGCAUUUUGCCAGGCUUGGUUAAUAGGAAAAACAGUCAAUAGUCUUAUCCUUCAUCUGUUCUAUCUGGCCCAACAGGAUAAUAUAGGCUUCCCUGGGCAUCUCCAAAGAGCUUUGUUUGUCGUAGGGUUUUUCCCUCUAGCUAUUUUCAUGUUGCUGCACAGGAAACGUGUACUUUGAAUGUAUUGUAGCUGCAUUCUAAUGUGUGUCAUGAAAACACUCUCCAAUAAUUCUAAACAAAAAUGAAGUGUAAUUGUACAAUGCACACAGACCUUACGUGGUCGCAUGCAGUAGUAAUUAUAUCACAUUUAGCAAACCAGCACAGGCAAAUUAGCAUUGCUGCAGAUUUAUUUUUACAGUAUAUAUGCACUUUUUCUUAUCAAUAACUGUUGACCAUGAGCUGCAGAAGUAGAGCUUGAUCAAAAGGGAUCCUAAUGGGGGUUAUCUACUGGAUAUUCUUGCAGUUUGCCCACUGAUGGUUACCAGGAAACUUUAAGCUAGUUUAUGUGCUAAUGUCAAGUGAAGAAACAUGGGACAUUAAUAAUCUAAUGGUAUACAGAAACAUAUUGAUGCUUGAAUUGUUUACAACAGGAGUUACCAGAAUGUAAGCUGCCUUGGCACAUCAAAAGUGAGAAUUUCUCUGGUAAUAAUUGAUUAGUGUACUGUUUACAAUUUUGUUUUAUUGCCGAAGGAACUGUGCUAUGAAAUGAGAAGGGGAAAUAUCGAAUCUUUGCUUUGAACAACUGAAAUCAGACAAACGAAAGCUACAGCACCUAGAGUUUCUAUCAUUUGUGAACAUCCUAUCUCCAAAAUUCACAACUUCACUUGCUCUGUCUUCACCAGAGUUUUAAAAUUGAAUUUGUAUAAAAGGAUUGAAGCGCUUUUGAAAGGAAUAUGGAAACAUGCUGCAGAUUUUAAAGUAAAUGCAUACCAUUUGUAUGUGAGGUUUUUCUAAUUUGAGUAUAUAAACUUGUAUUUCAUCGCAUGCUUUUGCAAUAUGGAUUGAGUGGAAUUAGAUACAUCCACAAACCUGGGAAAUCAAAUAACAAGCCACACUUAUCAAAUAGAUUCUUCUAUUGAUGAUUAAUAUGUUUGUAUUUUUCUGUGCAUUUUAAAAGUGUUAGCUUAAUUAAAAAAAAUUAAAGAAUGGAGGCAAAAGAAUGGAGACAUGUCUGAGGCUUGCGAACCUCCAGGUCAUGGCCUUCACUGACAUGACAGUGGAGGUAUCUAAGACUGACUAAAUUUUUAGUUUGUAGUGUUAGUGGUCCAACAUUUUUGGCUAUAGGGUUAUGGUAUGCAUAACGUAGGCAAUUGCAUUACAGCAGAUUAUUUAACUAUUUCAGCUGCGUGGCUUUUAUUGUUAAUGGACUAUACAGUGUAAUAUUUUUGCUAAAACCUAAUCAGCUAUAUCUUGUGCUGUGAAUGGAGUUAAACAUUACUAAAAAAAACUUUGGAUCAGUUUUGUACUUAAAUUUCUGAACUAUGAAAGCUGAAGCUAAAUUAAAAGUUGGUGGUUUUCCAUGAGUCACAACGUGACUUCCAAUAUCGGAAGAACCCAUUAUUUAUUAUCGGCAAUUGUAAUGAAGUUUGAAGAUGCGGUCUUUAGCUCUAAAUGUGAAUGUAUAUUGUAUUGCAGUAAGGGAGGUUUAAAAUGUAGAACCACCGUGUAUGUGCCUGAAGUCAGCCAACUUGAGAGCACGUGGUGAGGUGCAUCAUGGUGAGAGCACAUGGUGAGGUGCAUCAUGGUGAGAGCACAUGGUGAGGUGCAUCAUGCCAGAGGCCAGACAACCUCUAAAGCAUGGACAGUAUGAAAAGUAUUUAUUUGAUUGGAGUGAAUGCACUAUACAUUUAGCCAGCUAAUGCUUCAGUGUCCGAAAAAUAAGACUAGUCAUUUAAUCCACUAAUUUCAAGAUAUUUGAAAUUAAUACUGUGUGAGCUGGCUAUUGGGUAGUUAAGAUAGUCACAUUCUUGGAUGAAGUUGAUAGAUAAACUUAUGAAUGAAGGAUACUGUGGAAAAUAAGCUCGAUGUCUUUACUUUCCACACUGGAUACCAAAUUUGCACAUCUUGCACUUUUAACAUAAUGUUUCCAGCUACUUCUAAAUGUAAGCAGCACUGUAUACCUUUUAAUACCAAACCAAAAUUAGACAAAAUUCCCAUAGGAUAUUAUGUACAAUUUAGUAUAAGCUUGUAAUUGUUUCAUUUAAAAUAUAAAUUGUAAUCCAAUGACUGAAUUAAUUCACUUUUUUAAUGAAAAUAUUUAAGACUAAAAAUACAGGAGCAGUAAAGUCUACAAUUUUCUUAAAUCUCAAAGCCUUUUCAGGAGGCUGAGCAGUUCUUAAUGUAUGAAAUCACAUGAAACGUAAGGUUGAUUCUGCCUGGUGAGUUGGCCAUCUGUAUAAUUAAAAGAAAUUGUGUUCAGAUUUUUAUAAGCACAUUUUUUUUUUUGCUGACUGACUUUCAAAUACAUUAUUUGGGUAGCCAAAUGUGUCAACCCAUCAGUAAAUCAGACUUGUCAAAUAAAGGACACUUGUGACAGAGCAUGUUUAACAAAAACACUUGGCCUUUCAUUCGUGAUAAGAAAUCCAGGUGGAUCUGCAAAUACCUGUUCACCUGAAUAAUUCGAACCCACAGAACAGGCAUAGCGGGCAUUCUUUACUUUAUUACUGAUGUGUUUGAAAUCUGGUAAAUGCAAGCACACAUGUUUUAUUAUUGCCAUUCCUCUCCCAACUCUGACACAGUGAACCCAGUUUUCAUCAAGGCCAGUAAUCUGUUCACUUGUUCAACAUACAUCAUCAAAGCAAAGAUUCUCCCGACACUCCCCUCGCAUUUCUAGCUUUUUAGCUGGUGCAUGAUGAAUGCACUAUUUAUUUUGUAUGAAUUGUUUGCAGUAAGUUGCACACCGUUUAAGAAGUAAUUGUUUAGGAAAAGAGUAAAAAUUGCUGUGGGUCAUUGUGUAUUUUGUUUCUUAGCUUAAGAGCCCUUUCACCAAUACUGCACAUUGAGAUAUGAAACAUAGAACCACUUUUAUUUGAGAGAGACUGUAUACCCUUUUAAGGAAGGUAGAAAGUUCAGAAUAAAGUUGCAACAUUUGAACAAUUGGAUUUGUUUUUCGAAACUACUGCAAAUUAGUGUUAUUUUUUAAAGAGCAUUUUGCUUAAUUUGAAAAUGGUAAAACUAAUUGUCAAAUCUACACCAAUAUGUUGUUUUAUGCUGGGAUUGAAUUAUUUUGUAAGUUUGAUUAUGUGAAGAACUUGUACAUCAAUUGAUGUGUUAUACAGUCUCCCUCAAACAAUGAGUGCAAUUAAAGGGAAAGCUACCGUAGCUGCUGUUUGUAGGUUUACUGAAUGUGCUGGUAAUCGGGAGUUUACCUGUGUUUUUCUAAUUUUAAUAUUGUCUGUUGUGGCUGGUUAACCACAAUCCAUUGUAGUUUAAAGAUCAUUUUAGUUGGGAAUCAUUUAUAGUGCUUCCUGUCAACGCCAGACCCUUCUGAGGAGUGCAUCAACACUGUACAUUAUUUAUUAUAUUUUGUUAGGGUGGCUACACGUUCAUAAUUUUUAUUUUGUAAAUAUGUGUUGAACCAAGCUUAAGGUAUAAAGACUUAAAAAUGUAAAUAUUUCGUUUAUUUGUACUAAUUAUAAUCCAUUCGCUGUAUAGCAUAGACGUGUAAUGCAGAUAACUAACUGUGUAACUGCACUACUGAACUGUUUAGUGAAUGAGGUAACAAUAAAGGUACAACCAGAGCAUAAGCAAAA